AGCUCGAUGAAUAGGGACAGAUCUUCCAAGUAGGUGCAUUCAUGUCAUCAUGAGUCAUGGAUGCCCGCAAUCUGGUGGUGCUGGGUCUUCCCCUGGUGAGCUGCUUCACCAUCGCCGAUGCUGGAGUCGCAAAGCCCUUGCCGCUUAGCAAAGAGGCGGAAAUGCUAGCCAAGCUGAUGCAGAGACCACUGAAGAGCUCUGCGCAGCAAAUGAGUGUGGUAUCCUUCAAUAUGCUCUUGAAAGGCUUUGAUCAGAAGCCGUACUAUCCGAGCAUUCCUUCCACAUUGAGAGCCUGGCCAUGGCGAAAACAGCAGCUGGAAGAAUUGAUUCGUGGCGUAGACGCCGAUGUCUAUUGCAUGCAAGAAGUGGAAUGCUCGUCUUUUGUGGAGGAGUUCAAGUUUCUGGCCCCAGCAGGUUACUCUGCAGUGCCUCCCAAAGAUGACUCCAAGGGCAAGAUCCCUGAGCUCGCCAAAUGCGCGAUUUUCUUCAAGACGGAGAAGUUUGAACACAUUUGGCAAGAGCAUCGUUCCCGAGUUGUGCUGUGCGCUUUGAAGUGCUAUGAUCAGGUGAUCUACUUUGCGAGCUGCCAUUUGGAAGGUGCACCCAGUGAAGGCAAGACACGGCUGACUCAGCUGAGGAAUGCUUUACAGUCAAUUCAGAAGGAUCAAAAGCAGCGGGGCCUUGACCCCACUACUUGUGUAACUUUGGCAUGACAGGCUGAGGGUUGACCCUUUGAAUUGAACGCAUGGUACUGGAAGCUUGGUUUGUCUUGCCUUUGUGCAAACAAUGAAAUAGACAUGAAACUUCAGCUCGGCCCAGUGCCAAUGCGCUCUUGUGAUUCUCAAAGCUGUGUGUCUCCUUCAUUGGGAUUUGCCUCUAGUUGCGGAACAUGUUUGAACAUGCUGGAACUUCCCAGGCUGUGAUUUUCGCUGGAGAUUUCAAUGAGGAUGACAGCGGUCCUGUCGUAAGGUCAUUGGCUUCAAAGAGAGACAAGGAUGACAAGGACUUUGAGGAACUGGUGGAUCAUGGCUUCGGCCUAGCUGAUUUAUAUUCAGAGCGCUUUGAAGCACGACCACCCACCUUUGGAGCGCCGCCCACCCGCGGGACUGAGACCAAGCUCCGUGCAAUUGACUUCAUGCCUCCUGAAUUCAGUAUGCUAGCUAAAGAUGCCAAAGCGUCAGCAGAUCAAUCAUCUACAGCUGAAAAUAUUUAUGCUUUGAUAUUUGAAGAACACUUUCAGGUCACUUUGAUUUUUCCCCAAACAGUGUGGUCACCUAGGGGUUCUUACAGUAAGAUUUAAGGCCGGGUGUCGGAUCGAGGUGCUCCAUCGGCGUGUCCGGCUAAUUCGCUGUUAUUAGUAGCAAGGACGCUUUUGGGUUGAUGCCAUCGCAAGUAAUUAGGUUGGAGGCCAUCGCUACUAGGAGCAAGAAGCUACUAACAGUACAUCAGUACAUUUGUUCACCUCAAAAUCGUCGAAGUACAUUUCGACGGCACCUUGCAGUCUGGUGGGCCCGAAGGGGGUGCAUUCCUCGACUGCGCUCUCGUUGUGGCACCGUGCGCAUUUUCGGGCUUGGUCACAUGUCACUUUUCGUUUGGCGCCAGGGAGGUCGGAUCAGUUUUACUUCGAUGCGACUUCGUGGCAGGUGCAGCCCUUUGGAUAUGGCGGUCUUCGGCGCGGAUUUCGU
Durusdinium trenchii is the source of this 1685-nucleotide messenger RNA. Lineage: Eukaryota; Dinophyceae; Suessiales; Symbiodiniaceae. The record is from the annotation of a GenBank genome assembly.